Cornus florida is the source of this 2246-nucleotide messenger RNA. Its product is annotated as sugar transporter ERD6-like 5. Gene Ontology annotation, molecular function: sugar transmembrane transporter activity. The transcript is spliced from 18 exons. Gene Ontology annotation, cellular component: membrane. The record is from RefSeq and is a predicted model, not a curated record. Gene Ontology annotation, biological process: carbohydrate transport; transmembrane transport. Lineage: Eukaryota; Viridiplantae; Streptophyta; Magnoliopsida; Cornales; Cornaceae. The coding region runs from base 669 to 2087 and encodes 472 amino acids.
UAAUCCAUUAUUCGAUUUAUGAAUUACGAAUUUAAUUUUUUUGAAUUAGCCAUCGAUUCGUGAGUCUAGCAAUCUGAUCCGUAUGAAUCGGAUCGGAUUCGUGAAUUUUUUGUUCACCCCUAAUAUGUAUUUUAAUUUCUUGAGUUAUCAAAUUAUUUUUGCAGUUAUAAUGGAUUUAAUUUUUGUUUUCGGUCUUCACUUGUGUCUGAGAGAGGAGUGUGUAGCUAAAAAUCUUUUUUGGGAUUGCGAAGAUUUCAAAACCAUAUUUAAUACAUCCACACAUUUACAAAUAAUACUAAAAUGUGGCCUCCACCUGCUUUUAUUACAAUUUAUUACUCCUGGUUGGCACCUACUUUUAUUACUAUUUAGUCCUAAAAUGUGGAAUAACAUGAUUUUCAACACCAGAAAUUUAUUACUCCUGGUUGGCACGUGUCGUAUUUCAACACCAGAAAUUACUAAUCCCUCACAAUCUUGCUUUUAAAAAUUCAAAAAAAAAAAGGAAAUACCUGCUUGACUAGUAGAUAAAGACGAAAUUACCCUUCCCAGUAAAGAUUCCUCAAAUAAUAGAUACCACAUGUCACUUGUGUAGAUUGCACCUAAUACCAAAUAAUUUUUGCUAGAAAAAUGUGCACAAACAAGAUUGAAACUGUCGGCGACCAAAUCUUGACAUGAUUGAACUGAAAGUGAUACUUUCUCAUAUUCGGGCAGAGAGAGUGCGUCAAAUGUGUUUUUUGGCAAGUCAAUUUGAAAAAAAAAAAAAAAAAAAAAAAAAAGGGCUGGAGCUGAUUUCCCAAACCAACAUAAGAACAUCUAAUUUUUGGUCUGGAUAUUCGUCCUCUGCCGAGGCCGGCAUCAUGGAAGAGCUGGGCCUUUCUACUGCACAGUACUCAAUUUUUGGUUCGGUAUUGACCAUUGGAGGGAUGUUAGGUGCAAUAAUAUGCGGCAAAGUAGCUGAUCUGAUUGGCCGGAGAUUUACUAUGUGGCUCUUGGAUAUAUUUUUCCUCGUGGGAUGGCUAGCAAUAUAUUUUGCAAAGGGUGCUCUGUUGCUUGACUUUGGAAGGCUGUCGCUAGGGUUUGGAAUUGGCCUUCUUUGUUAUGUGGCCCCUGUAUACACAGCAGAAAUCACACCCAAGAAUAUUCGAGGAGGAUGUACAGCAGCUAGUCAGUUGAUGACGUGCUGUGGCUUAUCACUAGUGUUUUUCAUUGGGAACCUCAUUAAUUGGCGCACAUUGGCUCUCAUCGGAACUAUACCAUGUGUGCUACAAGUUGUAGGCCUAUUCUUCAUACCAGAGUCUCCAAGAUGGUUGGCAAAAGUUGGUCGAGAAAAACAGUUAGAAGCUUCUUUACGACGCCUAAGGGGAAAAAAUGCCAAUAUUUCUGAAGAAAUGACUGAGAUCAGAGAUUACACGGAAAUGCUUCAAAGUCUCUCUGAAUCCAAGUUCUUAGACAUGUUCGACUGGAGAUAUGCUCAUGCAUUAACUGUCGGGGUCGGGCUUAUGUUACUGGUACAACUUGCUGGUACCAGUGGGGUUUCAUUUUACGCAAGUUCGAUUUUCAAAGCUACUGGUAGCUCAGUUACUGUUGGAACUACGGCAAUGGCUAUUAUUCAGAUUCCAGCUUCUGCUUCGAGUGUAUUCUUGAUGGAUACAUUUGGACGACGAUUCCUUAUGAUGGUAGCUGCGGCUGGGGCAUGCUUCGGAAGCUUCAUUGCAGGAUUGGCACUCCUUUUGCAGGAUCUUCAUCAACAGGAGGAGGAGUUCACUUCCACAUUGUUGUUGAUUGGCAUACUGAUAUAUUUUGGAUGUUUUGCAAUGGGCAUGGGUAAUACACCAUGGGUUAUAAUGUCAGAGAUAUUUCCUAUAAACAUAAAAGGUUCAGCUGGAAGCCUAGUGACUUCGGUCAACUGGCUCAGUUCUUGGGUUGUUUCUUAUGCUUUUAACUUCUUAUUUGAUUGGAGUUCAGCAGGAGUAUUCUUCAUAUUUGGAAGCAUGUGUGCUUUAAUUGUUCUAUUUGUUUACAAGAUGGUGCCAGAAACCAAGGGACGAACACUCGAAGAAAUACAAGAAUCUAUGAUACAUCUCAAAUAAGAAACCCAAUUCAUCCUCACAAUCAAAAUUUAGUGAGAUUUAAUGAUUGUUGUUAUGCCCUAAAAAUCAAGUCUAAUCUUUCUUCUUUUCUUUUUUUUUUCUUUCCCUUGAUGUAAAAUAAUUUUAUUUGUAUAAUAAAUGUGAUUCAUAUUUAAAACA